Messenger RNA from Dendrobium catenatum, 1251 nucleotides. RefSeq lists its product as uncharacterized. The coding region runs from base 1 to 1251 and encodes 416 amino acids. Lineage: Eukaryota; Viridiplantae; Streptophyta; Magnoliopsida; Asparagales; Orchidaceae. The record is from RefSeq and is a predicted model, not a curated record. The transcript has a single exon.
AUGUUCACGGUAGCGUUAUUCCAUCAAUGGAGAAUUCGCCAAUUAGAUGUAGCAAAUGCCUUUUUGCAUGGAGAGAUCAACGAGCUUGUUUACAUGAAACAGCCCAAAGGAUUUGAAGACUCGACCCAUCCGAAUCAUGUAUGUCGUCUUCGAAAGGCUAUCUAUGGCUUGCGUCAAGCUCCCCGGCUGUGGUACACCACAUUCACAAAAUUUCUGCUAAAAAUUGGAUUCGUGCAUAGCCAUGCAGAUCCUUCACUGUUGCUACUACACCGAGAUGAUUUCCAAAUCUACUUACUAGUCUACGUAGAUGACAUUCUCAUUACUGGGAAUGACGAAUCCAAAAUAAGCAACUUAAUUGAUCAAAUGAAAUCCACAUUUACAAUGAAGGACCUCGGACUUGCGAACCAAUUUCUGGGUAUUACCAUCGACCACACACAAGAUAAGUUUUUCCUUUCUCAAUCUCAAUAUGCGGUUUCAAUUCUUGGUCAGGCCGAGUUGCAUAACUGCAAUUCGGUCGCUAACCCAUCUUCUUCUAAAACUUCAGUCACACAUGAUGGCGACUCACCGUGUUUCGAUGCUAUUCUAUAUCGCCAAAUUAUUGGAUCGCUACAAUAUCUAACUCUAACUCGCCCCGACAUUGCAUUUGCCGUCAACGCCUUGUCCCAACACAUGCACGAUCCGGCGAUUCAUCACACACUGCUACUAAAGAAACUACUUCGUUAUAUCAAAGGGACUAUCGAGUAUGGGCUUCCGAUCACUCGAUCUAGCUUACAGCUGCGGACAUACUCAGAUGUCGAUUGGGCAUCUGAUCCUCUCACUCGCAAAUCCACUUCUGGAUUUUGUACAUUUCUCGGCGACACUCUCAUCUCUUGGACAGUCAAGAAACAGCCAACUGUAUCCAGAUCCUCGACAGAGUCCGAGUAUCGCGCUCUUGCAUCGGCCACAGCAUAUACUAUAUGGAUCAAGCGUUUAUUAGCAGAUUUUUGCAUUUUACAUUUUCAGCCGGUUGAUGUGUAUUGUGAUAAUACAUCGACCAUUGCACUAGCUAAUAAUCCCAUCUUUCAUGGGCGUACGAAGCACAUAGAAAUUGAUCAGCGAUUUGUCCGAGAGCACAUUCAGAACAAUGUCAUACGGUUGCUUCCUAUCAGCACAACCGAUCAAAUUGCUGACAUCUUAACCAAACCCCUCACCACUCCACGGUUCAAAGACUUGCGAUCCAAACUGACUAUUACUUCCCACUCGUCAGUUUGA